GUUCCAUAUUUCUGUGGUAUUUGGGGCAAAGCUUCCAGCUCAGAAGCUUAUGCGAGUUCUGGCACCUUUCCUUCUAACGUUUAACCAGUGUACUGGCACAGAGUAUUUUGAGCGUGAAGGGAGAGGCGAGGCUUAUCAAGUUAUGCUUCUGCACACACCCAACUGAAAGGUGUGCCCAUGUGAGAGAAUGUCUCAGUGAAACUGGGAUGUUUGCAAGACGGUGCAUCACAUUAGACAAAUGAGUGUGCGAGGUUUUGUAGCGGGGAGGUGACAUUCCAUUCUUACACUUUACUGCCCUGUCAUUAAAGGGAGUGUAUCUCUGUGUAUGGUUUUGGCAGCUGCAAACCAGGAGCCCAGGGUCUUGUUUAGGCUUGAAGAGGUGGAGCAAUGGGGAGCAUAGGAAGGCAUAAGAGCUGAGAUCACUUUCCUGAUGUGUUUGGAGACUGGUGCAAGGGCUGGGAGGGUUUGUUCCAGAGUGAAGGCUGCACAUAAAGCUGAAGGGGAUGGAUCGGACAGCUGUUGCCCCUUAGAUGUCAUCCUGCUGGGUGCCCAGCUAGCCUAGGGUCCCCCACAGCCACCCACAACAAACACAAGAAUAUUGGCCUAAAGGACCUUCAACAUCUCUGAACACUGCUGGAUGGGCUCGGAAGACGAUGAGACAAGGCGGUUCGUUGGCCAAUGGACUGUAUCGGAAGUGUGUGCCUGGCUGGACAGCCGACCCUUGGGGGUUCAUGGGGGCCCCCUGCUGGAGACAGCAAGCAACCACGCCAUCUCUGGCAAGGCGCUGCUACGGCUGACAGAAGAGACAAUGGAGCGCAUGGGGAUAGUGCCACAGAGCUUGCGCAAGGUGCUGAUGCAUGAAAUCCUCUGUCUCCGCAUUCAGCAGGAAAUGGAAGACUUGCUGGACAUUACAGAUGGGAGUGACACAAGACUGUCCGCAGCUGAGUGAGAAGCUUUGGAGAGAGCAGGCAGCUCAGUCUAUGUGGAUCCGAGCUUUGUUGAUCUGCAAGGGAUCAAGGACUACAGCGAGAGGAAAGGAUGGAAGUUGCUGGACUUCAGGGCUUAUCUAACAAUGCCUCCAUUACCAGGAAACAGGGAUUUUUUUUUCAAGGAACGACUACUCUGUAUGUUUUCAGGAAGCUGUCCAGCAUGGGUUUUGAUGACUUGAAAAAGAUGCCAUUCCUGUUUGAGCUUUGAGGACUUCUGGGGAGGGGGGGGGGAGGGUAGACUUCUCAGUGGCUUUUGAUACCAUCAAUCAUUAUAUUUUUCUGGACCCCCUAGGAUUGGGAGGUGCCAUUUGGCAGGGGUUCUGGCCCUGCCUGCAAGACAGGUUUCUGAAGGCAGUGCUGUACUCCUUUCAGUUUGCUCCUGUUGUAAGAGUUCGUCUCUUGCUGUUUCCAUUGCAGAGAUAAAGGGUUCAACAAAGCUAAAGAUGGACUUAUAGAAAUAGACACUUCAGAAUUCAGGACCUAAUGUAUGGCAGCAACAGAUUAUGACGUUACUGUGCUGUAGUGAUUUACCAGUUGCCAUUUAAAAAGGAUCUCCUAUGGCCGUGAUGGCGAACCUAUGGCACUCCAGAUGUUCGUGGACUACAAUUCCCAUCAGCCCCUGCCAGCAAUUGACCAUGAACUUCUGGAGUGCCAUAGGUUCGCCGCCACUGUCCUAUGGCAUGGGGGGGAGGGGAGAAAUGGCUGCCAUGAGGGCAGGAUAUGAAAAAAUGUACAGCCUCUGAUCCAUAUGGUCUGCCAGGACACUUUGACUGUGAUCUUUCCAAAAAGUUUGUAUCAAACCAGGUUGGUGGAAGAUUGCAAAGCAGGAGUAAAUCCAGUGGAUAAUUUUAGAGGAUAACAUUGUGAGGAUGUUUCCCUCUUCCCCCAAGUCCAGUCUGGAUGCCAAACUACAGCAAAACCUGCAUGUGAAGCCACUGAAAUGUGCUUCAAGGUCCCCAAAUCACUUUUAAAACAUUCUGUAAAGCGCUGAGAAUUCCUUCAUUUGAAAUUAAUAAAAUAUCUUUAAGCGGCCCUGACCUGAAAGGCCCUGGCUAACCCAGUUUCAUCAGAUCUCAGAAGAUAAUCAAGGUCAGUAUUUAACUAGGAAGUCCAGGGCUGCCUUGCAGAGGCAGGCAAUGGCAAACUACCUUAGCUAAUAUCUUGCCUUGAAAAUCCUAUGGGGUUGCUCUAAAUCAACUGCAACUGGAUAGUACUUUCCACCACCAUUUUUAUGCAUACCAUGUGCAGUCUUUUCUGUUUUCGCCUCAGCAUAGCUACAUUUAAAUGGGGUGGGGGGAAUCCCUAGUCAUCAUUUACACUUCUAAAGGAGAUGUAUAAUUGCUAACUUAGAUUAAGUUCAUUGAAGGAACAGCUACCAUGUUCAGGGGCAAUUCCGGAACCACUGCUGUGUUGAGGAGCAGGAUAUGAUUUACGUUAGAAUGAAGAAGUCUUUAAGUAGCAGUUCAUAGCCAAAAAGCUAUUUGGGUCAUUCGAAAUUGUUGUGCUAUACAGCUGAACUUAUUCACCCAACACAUCCCAAGCAGUACUCAAGAGGCGGCAUAUGAAUUCCCUGAAAGCAAGUUGGAAGGACCUGCAUGCACUUUCUCCAUCCUAGAGACUCCUAGAAACUCAGUUGCCCCUUCAUCUUCUUCCAGUUCUAUAGGAACAUCUAUUCCUUGUACCACCUUGGUUUUAACCCUAAAAGCAGUUUCUUAUUUUUAAGAAUUCAGAAGAGAGAUCUUUAAAAAGCUUGG
Sphaerodactylus townsendi is the source of this 2743-nucleotide messenger RNA. RefSeq names its product sterile alpha motif domain-containing protein 12-like. Gene Ontology annotation, molecular function: protein binding. Gene Ontology annotation, biological process: cell surface receptor protein tyrosine kinase signaling pathway. The record is from RefSeq and is a predicted model, not a curated record. The transcript has 3 exons. Gene Ontology annotation, cellular component: cytoplasmic side of plasma membrane. Lineage: Eukaryota; Metazoa; Chordata; Lepidosauria; Squamata; Sphaerodactylidae. The coding region runs from base 638 to 949 and encodes 103 amino acids.